UGGUACAACAUUUACAAACGCAACGAGCUUGUGUUGCGCGUUGUUCUGCUGUGUGACGGUUAGCGCCAGGAUUCGACUGAUGGCUCGUAAUGGCGAUGAGUGCGAGCCACUACUAGCGACCAGUGACCGACAAAUUUACUGUGCAUCCAACACGUGCUGCGCAAACGGCUCUGGCAGUUAUAUAGAAGGCCUGCACUUCUAUAGGUUCCCUGAGGAUGCCUGGCGCUGUAGGCAGUGGAUAGAAAACUGUGGAAACCAUACAUUAUCUGGAAGACCUGUGACAGAAGUGUGCCAGAAUACCUAUUUGUGCCGAGCGCACUUCGACGCGACCCAGUUUGAAAUGCGCGAUGGUUCCCGCCGUUUGAAACCCGACGCUGUGCCGACCAUCUUUACGCCUGUCAAUUACCAACACUUGGAAAUGGACCACGACUACUUAAGCGUGUUGCCACGUGUCAUUCAGCAGCCGCCAAAAUCGAAGUUGUCCACUUUGCUGAGAGUUGUGCCGCGAGAAGUUACCUCAAACGAAGGUUCUCAAGCAGCACUGCGAAAGUCAGCGGCAGGUUCUGAGCCAAUUGAGAGCACGACUUCAAGCAACAACAGCACCGACCUGCCUGGAACGAACGAUGCAAGUACAACUGAGCUGUCGCCAACAGCUGUGACGCAUACUAAGCCCCUCGCAACAGUGGCAGCCGCGCCACAGAAGGUUUCAUCCGGUGCCCCACACAGAAGACAACAAACAGCUCACCUGCAGCGGAAACAACCUUCAGUGCUAGCCCGGCGCAUUGCGCCAUCUGCUAAGGAGACUCCUCUACAGAAAUAUAUGCUACUUUGUGCAGAAUUUAAAAGUGAGCUGAAGUUAGUAGAGAAACGCAAAGAAACAUUGGAGAGGUUGUUUACUGGCGUGCAGGAGCUGUUGUUUCAAGAAGCAGAACUGCUGAAUACGGAGGAUACUGCAGUUUUAGUGGGUUCUCUUGUUAAGUUUCAACAGGAGCGUUAUUGCCGAAAGCCAGACAGUUUGGCUGAAAAAGUACUGUGCUCACUGUGGUCAAAAUAUCAGAAGAAACAACCACAAAAGGUGCAGCAACGACCGUUUGCUCAAGUUGCAGUCUUUGUGAUGGCGAAGUCCCAGCCAGGACGAGUCAUUCUUGGAAAGCGGAAGAGCAUUCUUGGUGGAGGCCUUUACCAGGUGCCUUGCGGAGAAAUUGAGUUCGGAGAAACGUGGGAAGAAGCAGCAUGUAGAGAAGUGUUUGAAAGCACAGCAAUGUAUGUUUGUAAUUUGUCAGUGUGCUCUGUAGUAGACACUGUGGAGCAGGCUGCGGGCUAUCAUGCAGUGACAGUGUUCAUGCGAGGCACUGUAGAUGGUAGCUCGGUAGCACCAGAGCCUGAAGCAAUGCAACCUGACUUAUGCGACUCUUGGCACUGGAGGCAGUGGCAAGAGCUGCCAAGCUUGAAUGAGCUGCACUGGCCCCUUAGGGACUAUAAAGCUGAAGGUUUGCAACCGUUUUCCUAAUGUGAUUUGCUGUACAAUUGCAAUGUUUCUCAGUAUUGUUACUUUACAUUUAAUACUGCACUAUU
Molecule: messenger RNA, 1575 nt
Organism: Rhipicephalus sanguineus (brown dog tick)
Lineage: Eukaryota; Metazoa; Arthropoda; Arachnida; Ixodida; Ixodidae
Exons: 1
Coding region: 80-1510 (476 amino acids)
Biological process (GO): dGTP catabolic process
Cellular component (GO): cytosol
Molecular function (GO): 8-oxo-7,8-dihydrodeoxyguanosine triphosphate pyrophosphatase activity
Source: RefSeq, a predicted model, not a curated record